UGUUUUGAAAUAUAUUAAAUAAGAUACAGAAGGUACAUUUAAUUCCUUGAAGAACACAUAAUUAGAUGGUUUCGUGACACUGCACUGAGGUAUUACUUUUGGAAUGCCAUGACAUAAGAAAUAGCAUCAAACUUCCGUACUGGAAGGGUGACAAUAGCCUGGGUCUGGAUAGCUUCUUAUUUUUCUCUCACAGUUAUAAUAUAUAACAAUCAUAUAUUGGAUGUGAGAAGGUGCGGGUUUCUGUAUAAUGUCGACUGGCAAUACAUACAGUAAUUUGCUUAUUAGUCAAUGUUAUAAUUUGGGAUUUUCGCCCCAAGGUGGAGUAGCUCUGUUGUUUGUUUUUGCGCUAUUUGUCGUUAGAUUUGUUUUGUGUGUGCUAUUUGCUGAUAUGUAAAAGGAAAACACGGAUGCAUUCUGCUGGUAUAAUAUCAACAUGAAUCACCUGCUAUAGAACAGGUCAGGUCAGUUCUAAAUUAUUUUUAUGACGGAGGAAGAGAGACAGCUUUUUAAGUGGGGUUGGUGGACAGACUCACAGUAGGAUAAUUUGCCAUGGCAUCAGCUUUCCUCUCGGUACUGGGCUUGCCGCUGUUUCUCAUCUUGGUGGUUUCCACGAAUGGAGUGGAUGCCAAAACGAGACAGAAGAGGGAGUGGGUUGUCCCCGCACAGAAGCUAACAGAAAAUGUGGACUACACAGGAAAAACAUUCGUAGCACGGGUUAGAUCUGACAAAAACGAUAAAGUGGACCUUGACUACUUCCUGAAUGGACCAGGUGCCACUGAAGAACCCUUUAAUCUUUUCAUUGUGGACAAAAGAAAUGGCCUCAUUAGGGUUACUGGAAUUUUGGACAGAGAAAAAAUCCCAAUGUACACCAUGUCAGCUGUUGUAAAAUACAAAAAUGGAUCCAUUGCAGAAGAUAACAUUGCAAUGAGGAUUGAGGUCAUUGACCAAAAUGAUAACCCCCCAGUAUUUGAUGUGUUGCAACCAGGAAAUGUUAGUGAAGGAAGUCCACCAGGUACAUUCGUCACUCAAGUAAGAGCCACUGAUAAGGAUGAUCCAGCUACUCUUCAUACAGUGAUUAGUUACAGUAUUAUAAAGCAGGAACCAGAAGAUACAGGAUUCAUGUUUAAUAUUAACUCAAGUUCUGGACAAAUUUGUGUAUGGAAACCAGAUAUUGAUCGAGAAAGGAUCAGUUCCUACGUAUUGACAGUAAAGGCUACAGAUAUGAAUGGGCAUCCAGGCGGGCUCACUGGAACUGGAACGGUGACGGUGAAGGUUCUGGACAUCAACGAUAACAUGCCCACUCUGGAGAAGGAUCAGUAUGAGGCCGGUGUGAAUGAGAACACAGCCAACGUGGAAGUGCUGAGAAUUAAAGCGCUCGAUAAAGAUCUGGAGCAGACUGACAACUGGCUGGCUGACUUCGAAAUAGUUUCAGGAAAUGAGGACGGGACGUUCAGUAUUGAGACAGAUCCUAAAACCAAUGACGGUGUCCUAAUUCUGAGAAAGGAAGUUGACUUUGAACAAGUCCCAAAUAUGCAGCUGGGUGUGGUUGUACGAAACAAGGCACCUUUUCAGAACUCAGUCUGGUCAGCAGGCUCAGAUCCAUCUUCAAGACCUGGAUCUGGUGGCACCUCAGGCUCGGGAAGUCUUAAACAGUAUCCAAUAAAAGUCAACAUUAGGAACCUGCCUGACCCCCCCCGGUUUGUUCCAAAGGUUAAAGCAGCAUCCAUUCCUAAGGACAGCACCAAAAUCAAUCUCCCACAUGUGAUUGCAACCUACCCAGUCAUUGAUGGGGAUUCUGGGACAGUGGCCAAAAAUAUCUGGUAUGCCAAGGAUUACGAUCCAGAACAACUGCUGUCAAUCAACGAAACGACUGCUGAAGUGAAACUCAACAAGGUGCCAGAUCAGAAGUCCAAAUAUGUGAAGGACGGGACAUAUUAUGCAAAAGUCAUCGGUGUAAUGAAAGAUUUCCCAUUCAAGACGGCUACUGGCACCAUAGCCAUCGAGGUUCAGGAUUCCAAUGAAAACUGUCCUCACAUCACCAGCAGCCACCAGGUUCUGUGCUCGGAUGUCCAAGCUGUGACUGUUACAGCAGUCAAUGAGAAUGAUGACCCUAAUGCUGCACCCUUUGGGUUCACCUUGGUAGCUCAAAAUCCGAGCGAUCAAUGGGAGCUGGAGAGUUUUAACGACACUGCAGCUGUCCUGAAGCCCACCCGUAAAUUAGAGUCUGGUUCCUCCAUGAUCACCUUGGUAAUAAAAGACCGCCAAGGGCUCGCCUGUUCUGACAACCAAGUGCUCAAUUUGGAUGUAUGCACCUGCACUGAAGAUUCUGUCUGUGAGGGCAGAGCUUUGAGCCCGAGUUUUAAAUCCUUUGGAUCAUCAGCAAUAGGAAUAAUGAUUCUUGCGAUUUUCCUGCUUUUGCUGGCACCUUUCCUGUUGCUUUUCUGCGGCACAUCCAAUGGACAUGGCUCUGAAAAAGUGGACCUGUCAUAUCUCAAUGAGCCGACAAUGAUUACUUAUCACACUGAAGGAAUAGGUGAAGACAUGGACCUGCUGAAGCUCCCUGUGAUGCCAUCUGAAGAAAUAAGAAUAGAAGAAAACCCCAAUCCCAAAUUUCCCUUUAAGAAGAGAAAUAUUUUUGAAAAUGUCAUCCAUCGUGUUUCUCCCAUCAACAGAAGCGUGACUGAUUACCCGAUUAACAAAGAAAAAGAUAACAAAGGCACUAUACGCAUUAGCGAGGGUUAUGGAGGCGGUGAGCUCAUUGGGAAAUACAGAACUUCAUCCAUGGGAUUCUUGAAAAAUUACUAUUCACAGAAGGCAAGAUUUAUAUCCGAAGACAAUAACGAGAAUGAUAUCAUUAUGAAUUACAAAAGAGAAUGUGGCAGCUCUCUUGCUGGAUCUAUUGCAUCCUUAAGUUUUGUUGACAUGGACGACAAUCUUGACUUCCUGAACGAUCUGGACCCAAAGUUUAAGACGCUGGCAGAAGUCUGUACGAAUGGAGAAACCGGAUUCGAAGAAUACAGGCCACUAGAAGAAGGAAUCGCCGAGCACGGUGUCGAGCCAAAUCACAAGAUCUGCGGAGAAGGCACUGAGACAGUGAAGGCACAGCAACUGAACAUAGCGAGUUCAAGUCUAGCAAGUCCUGCAAUAAAUAUAUCCGUGACAGCUGGUACACAAGAACUGAACACUGCAGGUUCAAAUACAAUAAGCUCUGCUGAAGAAAUCCCCAAGAUCACGUCUGCCUUUCCUAACAUGCAGGCCCGAGAAGAUACUAUUGAUUUUAAUCAGAUGUGUCUCAUCCAGCAGCCUGUGUACUACACCACUACCCCUGUGUUACAGUCCACUCAAUAUGUUGUUGAUCCUCAGGUUAAUAAUACUAUUCUGGUCUCUGGAUGGCCCCCAGUUACAAACAUGCAGGCCAUGUGUGUAGUGAAUGGUGCUCCAAGAUCUGACAUUAUGAUAUUGGGAGAGAGAGUGCUGGUAGGUCCAUCUGCUCAGAAUGCUCCAUUUGCUGAACACCCAGGAACCCUCAGAAUGAAUGAGAACGUUUUAUUGGUGGAGAGAAAGGGCAUGUCAGGUCCGAUGGUACAGGAAGCCACUGCUGGGACAAACCGAGGCCUUGUUCAAAUGGGUAAUGUCCCAAAGUCCCAGAAUAUCACACUCUCCAGAAAGGUGCAGCUGGAAGACCCAACAUAUUUUCAAGAAGGGUCAAGAGGGACCAGCCCUGCUCCGCAAGAUGGUUUCACAGAAUAACAUGUUAAACUUAAAGACCGCUGGAGAACGUGGCUUUCUAAAGGUUCUGCUGCUAUAGUAGUCUAUUACUGGCUGGGAACUGUAUGAAGCCUAGUUACAGGGAUUGAAGGGGACUGUUAAUUGACAAUCGAAAUGAGGGUUAAAAUUAAGCCAUUA
Molecule: messenger RNA, 3906 nt
Organism: Brienomyrus brachyistius
Lineage: Eukaryota; Metazoa; Chordata; Actinopteri; Osteoglossiformes; Mormyridae
Product: desmoglein-4-like
Exons: 14
Coding region: 550-3750 (1066 amino acids)
Biological process (GO): homophilic cell-cell adhesion
Cellular component (GO): desmosome; plasma membrane
Molecular function (GO): calcium ion binding
Source: RefSeq, a predicted model, not a curated record